Messenger RNA from Coregonus clupeaformis (lake whitefish), 1083 nucleotides. RefSeq names its product interleukin-12 subunit beta-like. The record is from RefSeq and is a predicted model, not a curated record. Gene Ontology annotation, molecular function: protein binding. The coding region runs from base 1 to 1083 and encodes 360 amino acids. NCBI's taxonomy places the organism in Eukaryota, Metazoa, Chordata, Actinopteri, Salmoniformes, Salmonidae. The transcript has 7 exons.
AUGCAAGGCAGGAAGUCUGGGGAUGUGUAUGCAGCAUAUGGAAUUGUUGUGGUGAACGUUGACGGCUCGCUGGUUCAGCAUCCUCUGACCUGCCUGGGUUCCUUCAACCGAGAGGAGGAGGGUUGGAGGAAAGGCGAUGACUGGGUGUGGCGGAGAGAUGGAGAGGAGGAUGAGGAGAUCCUAUGGAUGAUAGGUAAAGAGGAGAUUAAGAGGGGAAAUACCUUCCUUGUCAACCUGGAAGAGAGAACUGGAGGGGGGAUCUUUACAUGUCACAGCCUGGAUAGAACCCUCCUGAAGAAUACUACGGUGCUGGUCAAACACCUGGAUGAACAGAAACGCAUUCUAGAAGGAUCCACCAGAACAGGCUAUAUGAAAUGUUCUACACGGAACUACCAAGGAGACUUCCACUGCUCCUGGAAAUUUAGCACUAAACGGGUUGGGACCGUUAUGUCUGUCAGAGUGGCACGUGGCCUGUCUGAUGCGGAAAACGUCAACUGUUCUGUGGACGCCAGCGGACAGCAGUGGACAUGUUCCUCUUCGUCUGGCCAGAGUGACAUCAUGUGUUCUGUGCACAGUAGUGGACUGGGGGUGUCCUGUGUGGACAGACAGUAUUGUCCCUAUGCUGAGGAGACUGACCGGAUCACCCUGACCAUCUACAUGAAGACUAACUACCUGCUGGAGGAAUAUUCCCAAUCCUUCUACUUAUCAGAGAUAGUGAAGCCAGACAAGGUAUCCAUUAAGAAGGUGAACAGCAGUACUAUAGAGUGGAGCUAUCCUGUCUCCUGGAACAGCCCCAUCUCCUACUUCCCCCUCUCCUUCCAGGUCAAAGAGAUCAAAGACAGAGAGCGUAAGAACGGGUGCGCGUGUGAUUCUCCCUGCACAGAGUCCAAGGACCACACCACAGAGAGCAGCCAGUGGUCAGUAAAGGCCAAAGUGACGGUGUGUGUCAGGGCCCAGGAUGCCCUCUGUGACUCCCCCUGGAGCGACUGGACAGAGUACAGACACAGCAAAAAGCGAAACAAGAGGAGGAAGCAGGAGAAGCAGAAGAAGCAGGAGAAGCAGAAGAAGAGUGUGUCUCAAUAG